Messenger RNA from Urocitellus parryii (Arctic ground squirrel), 2336 nucleotides. RefSeq names its product zinc finger protein 787 (gene Znf787). Gene Ontology annotation, biological process: regulation of DNA-templated transcription. Gene Ontology annotation, molecular function: RNA polymerase II cis-regulatory region sequence-specific DNA binding; DNA-binding transcription factor activity, RNA polymerase II-specific. NCBI's taxonomy places the organism in Eukaryota, Metazoa, Chordata, Mammalia, Rodentia, Sciuridae. The record is from RefSeq and is a predicted model, not a curated record.
GGCCGUGCCGCGCCUGCUGUCCUGGGAGGGGCGGGGCCGGCGCCCCUCGGCGCGAGGCGCCAUAGAGCGGGGACGGAGGACUCGGGUCCUAGACGCGUCCGGAAGUGGCUUCCUCCGGCGCCGCUCGGCACCAUAGAGCUGGGGGGCUGCGGCCAGGGGUCGCGGAGCCCUCCUGCCUAGAGCGGCGAGGACGGGGUGGCGGCCCGGGCGGAGGGGCAGGGGAGGGGGAGCGGCGCGGGCGGAAGCGGCCGGGAAGGUCACUUCCGGCCUGGGCGCCCGUCCCCCUGACCCCAGGGUCUGAGUCGCCGCGGCCGCCGCUGCCACCAUCCGCGAGUCAGGCGCGAGGAGGAGGAGUGCGGCGCGGUGGCCCCGGGCCGGAGGAGCAUCUGCUGAGGUUUUGGUUUUCCCUUCUGAGUGGCUUCUGGAGAGGUGAUCACCUGGUCAGGGGCCUGCGUGCUAUGCAAGAUGCCGGACUGUUGGUGUCUGUCCCCAGUGUGUUCCUGCUGCGAGUUCUGCCUGAGCCAGGGACGUCGACAUGGAGCUUCGGGAAGAGGCCUGGUCUCCGGGGCCGCUGGAUUCUGAGGACCAGCAGAUGGCCAGUCACGAGAACCCAGUGGACAUACUCAUCAUGGAUGAUGACGACGUCCCCAGCUGGCCCCCGACCAAGCUCUCCCCGCCCCAGUCUGCACCCGCGGCGGGGCCCCCACCCAGGCCACGGCCGCCGGCCCCCUACAUCUGCAACGAGUGCGGCAAGAGCUUCAGCCACUGGUCCAAGCUGACACGGCACCAGCGCACGCACACCGGCGAGCGGCCCAACGCCUGCAGCGACUGCGGCAAGACCUUCUCGCAGAGCUCGCACCUGGUGCAGCACCGGCGCAUCCACACGGGCGAGAAGCCCUACGCCUGCUCCGAGUGUGGCAAGCGCUUCAGCUGGAGCUCCAACCUCAUGCAGCACCAGCGCAUCCACACCGGCGAGAAGCCCUAUGCCUGCCCCGACUGCGGCCGCAGUUUCACGCAGAGCAAGAGCCUGGCCAAGCACCGGCGCUCACAUAGCGGCCUCAAGCCUUUUGUGUGUCCGCGCUGUGGCCGCGGCUUCAGCCAGCCAAAGAGCUUGGCGCGCCACCUGCGGCUGCACCCCGAGCUGUCGGGGCCUGGUGUGGCCGCCAAGGUGUUGGCAGCCAGUGUGCGCCGCGCUAAGGCGCCGGAGGAGGCAGCGGCGGCRGACGGCGAGAUCGCCAUCCCGGUGGGCGACGGCGAGGGCAUCAUCGUGGUGGGCGCGCCUGGCGAGAGCGCCGCGGCUGCCGCAGCUAUGGCCGGCGCAGGGGCGCGGGCGUCCGGGCCGCGGUCACGGCGCGCCCCGGCUCCCAAGCCCUAUGUGUGCAUGGAGUGCGGGAAGGGCUUCGGGCAUGGGGCUGGGCUUCUGGCCCACCAGCGGGCUCAGCACGGGGACGGGCUGGGGGCGGCGGGCGGCGAGGAGCCUGCGCACAUCUGUGUGGAGUGUGGCGAGGGCUUCGUGCAGGGCGCUGCGCUCCGCAGACACAAGAAGAUCCACGCUGUGGGCGCGCCCUCGGUCUGCAGCAGCUGCGGACAGAGCUUCUACCGGGCUGGCGGGGAGGAUGAGGACGAGGACGCAGCCUCCGGCGGGCGCUGCACUGAGUGUCGUGGCACGGAGGGCCGGUAGGGGCGGGGGCGCCCGGGGGGGGGAGCAGGGCCCCUCGGGCUUGGCGGGGACGACAAAACCAGGAGGCCAGGGAGAAAUGGACAGAGGGGUGCGACCGGUGGCAUCCUCGUCUCCUGCCCCUGCUACUCGGCCUGCGCUGUCUUGGUGCGAGAGGACCUGUGGGCAUUAGGGCAAGAUGGUUUCUCAAGGUGCCCGCUGGCUCUCCAAACCCUGCCCUUUCUAGGUUCUCCGCCAGAGCCAGAGCUAGACAAUGUGAGAACUGUAGAGGUCAAGAGGCCAGACCCUCACGCAAGAGGCUGCCCCUCUCUUCCCACACUGUCUGGGAUGUUGUAAGGGAUGGAGGGAAUUCUGGCCUUUUGUAUUUAGAGGGUCCCAGAAAGGCAAGGGGAGAGGGGCCCUUUGCCCUCUUAGAGUUUUCUUUUAAUCAUACCCCUUACCCCCUCCCAUCCACUAUUUUUUCUGCCCUUCGAGUCCUAUUGAUUUUAUAGCCCAGGUUUUCCUCCUGCUCCUGGGUGUGGGGUAGCAGAGGAGUGAAGCAGAAGRAGCCCUGACACCCAGGGUAGCCCCCUUCAGAGGAUGGGGUGUGCUGUCUGUUCCCUGGCGUGGGCAGGUGGAAGAAGGGGUGUGAGGGCAAUAAAUCACACUAUUCGAUUGU